Molecule: messenger RNA, 2186 nt
Organism: Cuscuta campestris
Lineage: Eukaryota; Viridiplantae; Streptophyta; Magnoliopsida; Solanales; Convolvulaceae
Source: the annotation of a GenBank genome assembly
AGAAGAAAAAGGAAACCAGUAAACAUAUAUACACGCACUUACAUCAUUUUCUCCAAUUGCCGAUUCUUUCGUUGACUGGUCCGGACCGAGGGAGACGUCGCCGUCUCGCCGGAAGAUUAUACUUUGAUUUAAUUUGUGAGUUCUUCGUCCAUCAAGGAUUUUGUGCUGUUAUUAAGUUGACCACCUGCGACUCUGCUCUGUGAUCUACUCUUCGUCUCGUCCUCUUCCCUUCUUUCUGUUCUGUCUCUCCGCUCCAUAAGGUUACGUUCUAGAUUGCUCCGUUCCUUCUUUUUGCUAUAAGGCUCUGCUCAAACUUACCGCUGUUCUUGAGCUUCCGCCGCUGGUAUACCGUAACCGCCGGAGGAGGAGUUUUGUUGCUGCCAACAGGAUGUGUCGCCGGAAUUUUUGUGGGCUGCCGCCACGGUCUCGAUUGGCCCGCCCCUGCUGCCGCUGAGACUGGGGAAUCGCCGGUACUACUGUAUUCUCCGGCGAGGGUUGUCACUGCCGAAAUCUUGCCGAUGUUUCCAAUGGUCUACUGUCUCUAGGAACUGGGUUGCCGGUCUACGUUGUCUCGUCCGCCGAAUGAAGAGGAAGAGACAGAGCGCUUAGGGAGGACUGGGAAACGCUUCUGUAGCGCUUAAGGAGAAAACAAGAUUGACUUUUCAAUUCAAUUUCCAUUGAGGAAGCAUUCAAUUCAAAGAUGCAAGGAGAAGAAGAAAUAAACAGAGAAGAGGGAAGGGGAGAUGAAGAGGGUGACCGCUUUAGCGGUCUCCCACUCCAACUUCAAGCAGCCAUACUAUCUUUGCUGCCGGUGGAAGAAGCAGUGAGAGCCACCGUUCUCUCGAGGUCAUGGACAAAUGUAUGGACCCAUUUCGAUCACCUCAACCUUAAUAUCAACCCGGCCAAGUACAAAACUGGCCGCUUGAGACGUCUAACCCAACCUUUCAAACCCCUCCUAGACUCUCUUGCACAUCACAAUGUUGGCAUUCGCAGUCUCUCCCUCUCUGAGAUAAAAAACAUCUCGAUUCUAAAUCCACAACGAGGACAUGUGGAGGAUGAUCAGUGGAGCUUAUUUAGCAAAUUCCUAGAGGUGCUCGAGGUGAGGAAUGCGAAAUUCCCAUCAUCAUCCACUUUUCAACGUUGUGCGAAUCUCAAGGUGCUCAAGUUUAGUCAAGUGGUAGUCAAGGUCCGUGUGUUGGAGGCUCAAAUCUUUCCGCAUUGCAAGGCUCUAGAGAGCCUGAGCUUUAGCUGCUGUGUUUUGCGAGGAGCAUGGAAGCCCUCAAAGGGGUCAGCCCCUCCCCUCAUCAGAAAAGCACGCAAGGCAUACAAGUGGGCACGGUUUAGCAUAUCGGCUCCCAUAAACUUAAAGUCAUUGGAGCUUGAUAGGAUUAGCGUCAAAGGUCGAUAUAAUGCACUUUCGAUUAAGGCACUUGGCCUUUAUAACCUCACACUCCGCAGCCCAUAUUUCUACUUUUCCAAGAAGGUUGAUGUGCCUCAAGUCGGGUUAGAACUUGACACUCCUCAACUUGUUGCACUCCAAGUCAUGAAUGGGAUCGACAAAUUGGAUGUACUUCCUUAUCCAAGAUUGGAAUCUAGAAUCAAUGUCGAAUAUUAUCACUUGACCUCCACCCAUGUCCUUCAUCUCUUCCUCACUUCACCAUCACGGGCUGAACCAGGAGGCCGCAGCCAAUUGGGAAGACUAAGAAGCUUGUCUACUGAUGUAGAUUUGAAUGAUCCAAGAGAUGUUGCAUUCUUGUUUAUCACUCUUAAGCUCUGUCCAUGUCUGGAGACCCUCUAUAUCACCAUCCCUCACAAGGGAGAAAAGCAGGUCGGAAGUACAAAACAAAUCGAUGACCAGAACCAAUCUCAUCCCUUUCAUCUAUCAGGAGACCCAGAGGAGCUCGGGGAUUGCACUUUCACCUGCUUGAAAUCAAUCAAAGUGAUAUUUUACACGGAAAGUUUUGUUUCGUGCCCUUCUUAGAAUGGAAUCUUCAAGUAUUUGGUUUGGUUUAUUUUCUUUGUUGCUUCUUUUGGGUGGAUUGAAAGUUGCAAUUAGCUUCUUUGGGUCUCAAACUAAUCUUAAAAUUGAAGGAAAAAAAAUAAGAGAAAGAAAAACGGUUAAGCAUCUUGUACCAUCUGCUAUUAAAAUAUAUUCUUUCAAUUCGAAAUCAAAACUCUUAGACUGA